AUGGUGUUAGCAGAGAAUGGGCACGCGCCCCACAUAGAGGCGUGGUACAUGGCGAAAGAGGUCACAGACCAAACUGCAGAGAAUCGCCAAACCCCGAACAAGCCUGUGCUUCCAGCAGCGCUGAUCGACCUCGGUGUGCUAGCGUACCAUAUCCCGCCACAAGGCGACUACCCGCCAAAGGCGGUCCCCUGGGAGCCGAAAAGUGGAAUCCAGGACGUAAAGCUAAAGCAGAUUCGAGACGCGCGAGGCUACAACUAUGCGGACAUCAUCACGUGCUCCGAGGAAUGCCUUCCAGACUACCACAACAAGCUGAAGGCAUUCUUUGAGGAGCACAUCCACUCUGAUGAGGAGGUGCGCUACAUCCUCAAAGGCAGUGGCUACUUCGAUGUGCGCGACAGCAAGGAUCAGUGGAUUCGUUUGCAGCUGAAUGCGGGCGACCUUAUCGUCCUCCCGGAGGGCAUCUACCACAGGUUUACAAUGGACUCGAAGAAUUUCACCCAUGCGAUGCGUCUCUUCAAAGGCGUACCGGUGUGGACACCAAUCAACCGCCCAGCAGAUGCGCACCUCUCCCGGGAACGCUAUGUCGCCCGGUUCGGCCAGCUGGCUGAGGAGCAGAAGCUCCGAGGAACCAUAGUGGCGUGUCUGAAGAGCUUCUUCCAGCAGGGCUGGUGCCUAGGUUCUUCAGGUGCCAUGGCCUCACGCGUGGGCGGCGGUGCCCAUGCCCCAGUGCUGGCUACACCCAGUGGAGUGCCGAAGGAGCUCCUGGCCGAGGAGGACCUCUUCCUCCUGAGUGGCCCGGGAGCAGGUGGGGAGCAACUGAAGGAGCCAGCCAAGCCCCUGAAGGUCUCGGACAGCGCGCAAGUUUUCAAUGCGAUCUUCGAGAAGAGGCCCGAUGUGCGGGCUGUGUGCCACAUCCAUUCUGUGUCCUGCGUUCUGGCGGCUGCGGAGGUGGAUCAGGUCUUGGAGGUGCGAGAUCUCGAGAUGAUCAAAGGCCUUGGAAUCCCGGGCGACGGGGUGCUCCAGGUGCCGGUCAUUGACAACAAGGCGCGGGAGCCGGAGCUUGUGCCAGAUCUCCUGCGGGCCUUGGAGCGAACACCCAGUGCUCCAGCCGUGCUGGUACGAGAUCACGGCGCCUAUAUCUUCGGUAGUACGGCAGAGUCGCCCGGCUGCCUUUUCCUCCGAAUGUAUUGA
Messenger RNA from Symbiodinium pilosum, 1191 nucleotides. The record is from the annotation of a GenBank genome assembly. Lineage: Eukaryota; Dinophyceae; Suessiales; Symbiodiniaceae.